AUGAGUCAAGCAACACUUCACACCGAACGCCUCGAGCUACGUCCUCUCGGGCCCGAUCACGGAGACCACAUCUACCAACUGGACGCAGACCCAGAAGUGAUGAAAUACAUCGGAUAUGGCAAACCACUCACAGCGGACGAGUCAACUAUUGUACACAAGCUUCUCCUCGAGACAGCUUCGUUCGGGUCCGGCCUUGGCUGCUGGGCAGCAUUUGCCGGGGACGACUUCGUAGGCUGGUGGGUGCUGGCACCGAGCCAGAGCAACGAUAACCCCCCACAAGUCAACAAGAAGCGAGUUGAGUUUGGUCUACGUAUCCUCCCCAAGUUCUGGGGCCAGGGCUUUGCAAAGGAGGGUUCUCGAGCGCUGGUGAAGCAUGGCCUUGAGGAUCUUCACCUGGAAGAGGUGUUUGGUGAGACUAUGGCUGUGAACGAGGGUUCAAGAGCUGUCAUGGCAAAUAUUGGUCUUAAGCAUGUACGGACAUUUCACAACAAGUACGAUAACCCCCCACCUGGUAUUGAGGAGGGCGAGGUGGAAUAUCGGGUUACGAGAGAGGAAUGGUUAUCUCAGCAAGUGUGCGCGGCAUAG
Messenger RNA from Fusarium sp. VM40, 585 nucleotides. NCBI's taxonomy places the organism in Eukaryota, Fungi, Ascomycota, Sordariomycetes, Hypocreales, Nectriaceae. The record is from the annotation of a GenBank genome assembly.